Anoplopoma fimbria (sablefish) is the source of this 1458-nucleotide messenger RNA. RefSeq names its product nucleoporin 35 (gene nup35). Gene Ontology annotation, molecular function: structural constituent of nuclear pore; single-stranded DNA binding; phospholipid binding. The transcript is spliced from 9 exons. NCBI's taxonomy places the organism in Eukaryota, Metazoa, Chordata, Actinopteri, Perciformes, Anoplopomatidae. The record is from RefSeq and is a predicted model, not a curated record. Gene Ontology annotation, cellular component: nuclear pore nuclear basket; nuclear pore central transport channel; nuclear membrane. Bases 306 to 1187 code for a protein of 293 amino acids. Gene Ontology annotation, biological process: NLS-bearing protein import into nucleus; nuclear pore organization; regulation of DNA-templated transcription.
CUAAAUGCGACAGAAGUGAAACCAAGUUAGCUGCGGUGCUUCACUUCUCAGUCAGCCCUCCAGCAGAAGCUCUGAGCUCCAGAAACAAACUACAGCAGACUGAGUAUCCGAUCUUAAGCCGCUCGGGCCUUAACCAAUUAAAUGGAACGUUUUUAUAUUUAAUUUCACUCAAAUAGACUCCCCAAUAGCGGUUAUAGGGACAAAAUCAGUUGCGUUGCUAGCCGCGUUAGCUAGCCGGCCUGUCCUUGUGCGUGACGUCACUUCCUGCUUUUGAAAAUCGCGGUCAGAAAGUAACAAAAGCAGAGAUGGAGCUACAAGUGGGGACUGAACCGAUGACCCUGGGCUCUCCCACCUCUCCAAAGUCGGCCCCUGGAGCCCAGUUUCUGCCCGGCUUCCUGAUGGGCGACCUGCCAGCUCCAGCUAGCCCCCAGCCACGUGCCUUCAGUCUGUCCACGCCCAUUAUUGAGAGCACAGGUACGCCCCGAGGAGGAGGUGGACGCUCUGCCCCGCAGCCCGUUGUCCCCACCCCCAAAGAUAAGAGUGGAGCCCCACCUGUUCGCAGUAUUCAUGACGACCUGGGGACUGUGACGACGCCCCUCAACACACUCAGACAGUCUUUUCCAGCUAUGCAUUCUCCUCUAGCUGCAAGGGGGGCAUCAACUCCAGGUGUGCAGCAGCUGUGCAUGUCUCCAGCUCAGGUGGAUCCUUUUUACAGUCAGGGAGAGUCUCUGUCAUCUGAGGAUCAGCUGGACCAGACUUGGAUCACUGUGUUUGGUUUUCCUCCAGCUUCAGCCUCCUACAUCCUGCUGCAGUUCGCUCAGUAUGGAAACAUCCUCAAACACACGAUGGCGUCUCCUGGUAACUGGAUGCACCUUCAGUAUCAGUCCAGACUUCAGGCGAGGAAAGCUCUGUCUAAAGAUGGAAAAGUGUUUGGUGACGCCAUCAUGGUGGGAGUCAAACCCUGCAUAGACAAGAGUGUGAUGGACAGCAGCGUAGCCAUCUCGUCUCCCCUCUCCACCUCCUUCUCCGCCUCUGUCCUCCCCUCCACUCCUCGCUCCGCCAUCAGACCCCUCAGCGCCGCUUACAGGAGCUCCUGCAGCGACUACCAGGUGGUGGCAGACAGACAGACACCAAGGAAGGACGACAGUUUUGUUUCCAAAGCGAUGGAGUACAUGUUUGGCUGGUGACGUUACACAAAGCAUCAUGGGAUACCUGCAGCCUUGUCGGAGAGAGGGGAAUCAAUGGAGCGAUGGAUGAACUGAUUCACUACACUGUGUGUGUGUGUGUGUGUGUGUGUGUGUGUGUGUGUGUGUGUGUGUGUGUGUGUGUGUGAGAGAGAGAGAAAGUGUGAUAGUGUGUGUCUGCUGAGGUAGAGGAUCUUUUUGUCUUUCUCUUCUUUUAUAAUCAGUAUUUUUAAUGUUUUGUCUCAAUAAAGUUUUUCUCUGUUCAAUCUACAAA